Molecule: messenger RNA, 1654 nt
Organism: Cantharellus anzutake
Lineage: Eukaryota; Fungi; Basidiomycota; Agaricomycetes; Cantharellales; Hydnaceae
Exons: 1
Coding region: 303-1364 (353 amino acids)
Source: RefSeq, a predicted model, not a curated record
GAUAAGUCCCCUUCUGGAGAUGACACCCCGGUCAAACGGCCACUUCGAUCAACACGAAGUGCAAAGCAAGCGCGGGAUUCGAAUGCCAGGCGCCUCGCUCUGGGCCAGACGAAAUUUUGCCAUCUGAAGCAAGCCGCAGGUUAGGUCGAUCCGUGAGUACCCGCGGACUGUCGUCCACAAGACAACUAGGGGUUGAAGGACCUAGCCAAGAGGGGCCGCAAACUCGGACUCGGACUCGUACGUCAUCGAAGAGACGGACGUCGACAUCGUCAAGAACUCGUGCACAUUCCAGAACAACUUCAAUGCAAAGUUUGGAAGAAUACGACACAGGCAUCACGACAGAUGUCACCGGAACAGAAUCCCUGGUGGAUGACGAGGAUAUUACAUAUACAAAGGAUGCGACUAGACCCAAGAGGGUUUCCAGGAAGCCUUCGUCAAUACGCAAAGGGUCGACAGUUAACGCUGUUGAUAUGGAUGCAGCCUCAGAUACUUCUGUUGUCAACGAGUCCACACCCUUAGCUUCAAGAAGCAAUAAGAUUGUGGGUGGGCAGACUAUUCCUGCACCGCAACUAUCAAGGCCAACCCCUCGAACGAGAUCAGUCUCUUCCUCUUCGCUCGCCCAACCCGGUGCGGGGGGGACUGUUACUGUUGAGAUCGACGUUUUAGAUCACAUAUCCAGGGUCAUGGAGGCUGUCCAUCCCGCAAAACCUAAACGUCCCAUCGUAGCCCUGCCAAAACGAACAUCUCAACAACCGAGUCCCCUAUCACAACCCCAGCCCGCAACGCGUACACCCCACCAGCAAAACCCUACUCCCACUUCUCCAGCGAAGCCACCAAAAAGUCCCCCAACAUCCACUGGCCACUAUGAUCCGUCCUUGGUCAUUCCUAGGGUAAAAUCCAAGUCAUCAGGCUCAAGAAUUGACACUGGUACAGUUGCAGAGUUCUCUUCCAAACUCGAAAGCAACGACAGUCAGGCAGGGACAGAAUCCCAUACCGAAACUCAAAUCCAGGACUCCAGCUUGAUUGGCAGGGGGGCGCACUCUCCCACACCACGGAAGGGGAAUCCACACCAUUCUGAUGGUCACCCUCCGAACGCUGAGCCUACCGUUGAAGUACAGACCCAAGAUGUCUCAGAGCCCCAAUCGACAACUUUGGUGCACCCAUCUUCCAGCUUCAGUUCCGACGGGUUUACGGAGGAACAGCUCGACAUGACAAUUCAACAGUUCAUUGAAGCUGAGACCCAGAGGGUGUACCAGAACAUGAAGCGGAGCGGUGAACAACUCAUUGAAGAGUUGGUCGAGGAAGGCAAGCGGCAACGAGCCAUCAUCGUGGCGCAUCUAAAUGCCAGCUCCAUUCCAGAAUGAGUUUUGUUUUUUUUUUUUUUGUUGUUUUUCAAAACUUCAGGUUGCCACGUUAUGUAUUUGCUGCUUGUUCAUAGUAUUGCACGGACUCAUACUCUUGCAUCUCUGUUUUGCAAUUAUGUAAUCGAACUCAACCGAAUCCCCACGGAGGCGAGGACUGUAAUGCACCAUUAUUGGAUUGCGAAGCGACUGGGUCAUAGCAUCGAUCAUAAGUAGUGAGAAAUACAUCAUAACCAGUUGCAUAGUGGUUGAGAGCAAGGGUGAUGGACAAGAGAUCACUGAAGAAUCAAUCA